GUGUAUGUGGGUGUGUGUGUUCGUGUGUGUGUGUUGAUUGUUCGUGUUGUUCAAGUGUUGACGGACUGGGAGAGUUAACGGACGGACAGACCGUGUUGUGGAUCCCAGGAAGUUCUGUUGUGUUUCUCUGAGCGACUCGAUUCUGCUCCGCUUCGCUCCGGAACCGGACCUGCAGGAUGACCCAGCGGGGCCCGGCCGAGUUUACCCCACCGCCGGAGUGCCCGGUGUUCGAGCCCACUUGGGAGGAAUUUGCAGACCCGUUCGCGUUUAUCAAUAAAAUCCGACCCAUCGCCGAGAAAACCGGGAUCUGCAAGGUUCGACCGCCGCCGGACUGGCAACCGCCAUUUGCAUGCGACGUCGAGAGACUUCAUUUUACUCCUCGAAUCCAGAGACUCAACGAAUUAGAGGCUCAAACCAGAGUUAAACUCAACUUUUUGAACCAGAUUGCCAAGUUUUGGGAGCUACAAGGAUGCACGCUCAAAAUUCCACAAGUAGAGCGCAAGAUCCUAAAUCUGUAUCAGCUCAACAAAUUGGUUGCAGAUGAGGGGGGGUUUGAUGUUGUAUGUAGAGAGAGGAGAUGGACAAAGAUCGCCAUGACGAUGGGAUUUGCCCCAGGCAAAGCUGUGGGGUCUCACCUGAGAUCCCAUUACGAGAGGGUUCUGUACCCCUACAACCUCUUUCAGUCGGGGGCAAACCUGCUGGCUCCUGAUCUCGCCGACAAACUGAUGAGUUUUGCGGCACCUCCUGGGCUGGAGGAGUGUUUGCAGAAGCCAUCACUGGAUGAUGUAAAUGGUAAAGAUAAAGAGUACAAAUCCCAUGACCUGCUGCAGAGGCAAAACAUUUACAUGCAGCCCAGUGACAUGAACGUGCCUGCUAGAAGAGCCAAGAGGAUGAAAGCAGAGUCUGGCUGUGUGAAGUCAGAGGGAGGCGAGGGGUGUGAGAACAGGCCAAAUCUCAGAAGGAGGAUGGGCUCUUUCGUUGCCAAACCUGAACCAGAUGUCUUUGGGUCAGUCGUAGAGAGGGAGAUCCCCAUACAGGUGAAGCAGGAACCUGUGGAGGUAAAAGCACUGAACCCUGAACCAGAGAAAAGUAAAUCACGCUACAAGAAUAACACCCCCCCUCCUCUAGUCAGCACAGUGGACUUGUAUGUGUGUUUAGUGUGUGGCAAGGGGAACGACGAGGAUAGGUUGUUGCUAUGUGACGGUUGUGAUGACAGUUACCACACCUUCUGCUUGAUCCCGCCCCUCAGUGAUGUUCCCAAAGGUGAUUGGAGGUGCCCUAAGUGUCUGGCUCAGGAGUGCAGUAAACCUCAGGAGGCAUUUGGCUUCGAGCAAGCGUACAGGGACUAUUCUCUGAAAGCGUUUGGGGAAAUGGCUGACUCCUUCAAGUCAGACUAUUUCAACAUGCCUGUUCAUAUGGUGCCCACCGAGUUGGUAGAAAAAGAGUUUUGGCGGUUGGUUGGCACCAUCGAGGAGGAUGUGACAGUGGAAUAUGGCGCUGACAUUGCCUCGAAAGAAUUUGGAAGCGGAUUUCCAAUCAAGGGCGGAAACUUUAAGUUUGCACCGCAUGAUGAGAAAUACCUUAAUUGUGGGUGGAAUCUGAAUAAGAUGGCCAUGAUGAAACCAUCGGUGCUUACCCAUGUCACAGCAGAUAUCUGUGGCAUGACCCUGCCGUGGCUUUACGUGGGCAUGUGCUUCUCCUCUUUCUGCUGGCACAUUGAGGACCACUGGAGCUAUUCUAUCAACUACCUACACUGGGGAGAACCUAAGACCUGGUAUGGUGCUCCAGGUUUUGCCGCUGAGCAGUUGGAAGCAGUCAUGAAGAAACUGGCCCCAGAACUGUUUGAGUCUCAGCCAGACCUUCUACACCAGCUGGUCACUAUCAUGAACCCCAAUACACUCAUGGCUCAUGGAGUACCUAUUUACAGAACCAAUCAGUGUGCAGGAGAAUUUGUCAUCACAUUCCCACGAUCCUAUCACAGUGGCUUCAACCAGGGCUUCAACUUCGCAGAGGCUGUGAACUUUUGCACGGUGGACUGGAUGCCACUGGGGCGUCAAUGUGUGGAUCACUACCGUCUGCUGCACCGUUACUGUGUGUUCUCUCAUGAUGAGAUGGUGUGUAAUAUGGCCAUGAAGGCUGACAGCCUGGAUGUGGUUCUGGCAUCCGCUGUACAGAAGGACAUGCAGCUAAUGAUCAGAGAGGAGAAAGAGCUGCGGGACAGAGUCCGUAAAAUGGGUGUGGGCCAGUGUGAGCUGUUUGAGUAUGAUUUGCUGGCAGAUGAUGAGAGACAGUGUGUGAAGUGUCGCACCACCUGUUACCUGUCUGCUCUCACCUGCCCCUGUAGACCAGGAGUCCAGGUGUGUUUGCACCAUGCUCACAACCUCUGCUCCUGCCCAAUCUCCAACUACACACUCAAUUACCGUUUCACACUGGACGACCUUUACCCCAUGAUGAAUGCUGUGACGCAGAGGGCGGAGUCUUAUGACGAGUGGGCCUCAAGGGUGACUGAGGUUAUGGAGGCCAAGCUAGACAAGAAACGCAAUGUCACCGUGUUUCGCUCCCUUCUGGAGGAGUCAGAUGAGAAGUCAUUUCCAGAGAAUGAUCUGUUACGUCAGCUCAGGCUGGUCACUCAAGAUGCUGAGAAAUGCUCGUCUGUUGCCCAGCAACUGCUAAACGGCAAGAGGCAGACCAGGUACCGCACAGGUGGGGGAAAAUCUCUUAAUCAGCUCACUGUGGAGGAAAUGAGAUCAUUUGUCCGGCAGCUUUAUAACCUGCCCUGCAGUUUGACACAGGCUCCACUUCUAAAGGAGCUGCUGAAUAGCAUUGAAGAUUUCCAGCAGCACAGUGAGAAACUUCUCUCUGAUGAAGUGAGCACAGAUUCUGUUAGUGAGAUUGAGUCCUUGCUGGAGGAGGGCUCUAAGUUUGACGUGUUUCUUCCGGAGUUGCCGCAGUUACGGGAACGUUUAGAGCAGGCUAGGUGGCUGGCGGGAGUCCGGCAGGCGGAGGAUCCAAUAACAAACCCCUGCGGCCUCUCUCUGGACAACAUGCGCCAGCUGAUCGAUCGAGGGGUCGGACUGACACCGCAUCCCUCCAUCGAACGCACGAUGGCUCGCCUGCAGGAACUGCUAACGAUCUCAGAGGAGUUGGAGGAGAAAGCACAGGCACUGCUCAAGGCCAGACCUCCAGAGAGUUUGGAGACGAUCUGUUCCCAGCUGACUCAGGUGGAGGGUGUACCAGCAUACCUGCCGUACUGCCUUCUACUACAGGACACAGUAAACAGAGCUAAGGAAUGGCUUCAGGAAGCUGAUGAUCUACAGGUGGGAGGUCGGAUUCCGCUUUUCGGCUCGCUCUCUGAUAUGGUGCUGAGAGCUCAUGCUAUCCCCGUGCGACUGGAGCCUCUGGAGCAGCUGGAGGUCCUGGUCUCAGAGGUGCAGAGUUGGAAGGAGUUGGCCACAAAAACCCUCCUGAUCAAAAACUCCCCUUUCACUCUGUUGGAGGUGUUGUGUCCCCAGUGGGAAGUGGGCAGCUCUUUGAAGAAGAAGACGACGAGGAAGGUUAAAUGGGAGAGUGUGUCAUCAGGGAAGAAGCUUGUGAAGCUGGACAAUAUGAGUGAUGUAGAGAGAGCACUUUCAGACAGCAAAGACUCUGCAUCUGCUAUGUUUACACUGGCUGAAGUUCGUUUGAAGGAGUUGGAAUCGCUAUGCUCUCUUCGUGCAGCUAAUGAAUCAAAGCUCCUACCUGCAGCGGACUGCGGAGCUCUUAAAGUGUGUGUAUGUCAGAAGUCACCCAUGGGUGCCAUGCUGCAGUGUGAGCUGUGUCGAGAUGCUUUUCACAGCGUGUGUGUGCGUGACCCCAGUGAUCGUCGUGACAGAGAAGCUUGGCUUUGUCCGUCAUGUCUACGGUCGACGAAGCCCCCUCUAGACAAGAUCCUGUCCCUGCUGGCAUCCCUGCAGCGGAUUCGUGUGCGUCUUCCAGAAGGCGAUGCCCUACGUUACAUGAUCGAACGCACAGUCAGCUGGCAGCGACGAGCACGAGGGGUUAUAGACUCUUUUGAUCUCUCGCAGACCUCUCAGGAUUGUAGAGGAUCUUCACCUACACUGAGCCAUCGAACCACUGGACACAAUAGGAAGCAGCUGUCUUCAUCUCGGUGUCAGGACUGGAGUGUUUCCGGGCAGGAACAGUCUGUGUUUUACACAGAGCAGCGCUGCAUUCCCCUACAGGGUCUCAGUGCGGAUAUGGAAGAGUUGAUGGUGGAGGGUUUGCUUCUACAGGUUUCUCUCCCCGAGACUCAACAUCUAUACAGACUCCUGCUCUCCGGCCCCCCGACCAUAAACACUCCCCACAUAGAACUCCCACCCUACCUCACCCCGAAACACUCCUCACCACAGAGAGAGAGAGAUGCAAUCACUUCAGCAGAAAAGAAAGCAAAGCGACGAAUGAACAGGGAGGAUACGGAGAUCAGGGACAGAGGGAUAAAGCCGAAUAGCAAGAAGCAGAGGAUGAGCACAGAGAAGAGGAGAGAGAGGAAAGCAGCUUCAGUCUCUGCAUCGGACGUGUCCCAGUCCGAAGACUCAGAGGAAGAUAUGUCCCUCUGUCCAGCAGAAAGCUGUCUCCAGCCUGAGGGAGAAGAGGUAUACUGGGUUCAGUGUGACUGUUGUAACCGCUGGUUCCACAUGAUGUGUGUGGGUGUAUCAGCAGAACUCGCAGCUGAGGAGGAUUAUGUGUGCGUAACGUGCAGCACAACCAACGCAGGCCGUCGGAAGUGAGAUGGACAGACAAGACGGCAUCCAGUCUCCCACCCCUUCCUCCUCCAUCCCCUCUCCUGGCUGUGUAACUGACCCUUCCCUGUUCCCUAACCUAUGACCUCUGACCUUUGUUACAACGGUGCUAUUUUACUUUUUUUGUGGGACUUUACGUCCUGAAUGAUACUAUUUGGUCACUCUUUUGUAUUUGUACAGCUUUUUCCCUUCUGUUGAACUGUUUGUGAUUGUCUAAAACGAUGCUUAAUAUGCUAAAUGCUGAAUAAAUAUAGCAGUGCAUGGGUUUGUGUUGUUUUCUGGUGUGGAGGAGAGACACUCAUCCACAGCGAGGAUUGUCUCUUCUGCAUGCACAGCCGGAAACACAGCAACACUGGACAAACAAACAAACAAACAAACAGUUAUCACCAAAAACAAUAAAUGAUAGAUAAAUACAGAGAAAUUAUAUUUUGGAAACUUGCCGUUUCAGUACACAGGCAUAUGGGAUUCUCUUCCUUGUGUUGUUUUAUUGUAGAUGAGUUUUAUUUAUCUGAGCAAUAAUGUUGUUUGUACAUUUCAGGAGCUUUGCUGCGUUUUCAGUUGUGUUGGUGCUUUUAGAAAUGGUGGUCAGAUAUACAAGUGAUGUAACGGACAGACAGAUGUCAUAUUUGUAGCAGACAGAAGAGUGUAAUAAACUGCCACAAAACCUGCUCAAGCCGUUUUGAAGGGUUAGGGUGGGGUUGGGGGGAUUUGAGUUUGGGAUUUGACUAGCUUGUUAAAAAAAAAUGUCCCAAUUUAUAGUGUGGAAUAA
Molecule: messenger RNA, 5547 nt
Organism: Myxocyprinus asiaticus (Chinese sucker)
Lineage: Eukaryota; Metazoa; Chordata; Actinopteri; Cypriniformes; Catostomidae
Product: lysine-specific demethylase 5B-B-like
Exons: 28
Coding region: 177-4766 (1529 amino acids)
Biological process (GO): chromatin remodeling
Cellular component (GO): nucleus
Molecular function (GO): DNA binding; histone demethylase activity
Source: RefSeq, a predicted model, not a curated record